Molecule: messenger RNA, 2251 nt
Organism: Paramuricea clavata
Lineage: Eukaryota; Metazoa; Cnidaria; Anthozoa; Malacalcyonacea; Plexauridae
Source: the annotation of a GenBank genome assembly
GCCAAGCAAUCAAUAUUUGCCCAACAAGAGAGAUUACAACAUCCAGUGGACAGAUUAGGUCGCCUAACUAUCCAAGCAACUACUCCUCAAACACUGAUUGUACACUCAAGAUCAAACAACCCUUGGACACAAACUUUACUUUCACUUUCACCAAGCUUGAUUUUGAGAGUGAUCACAAUGACGGUAGGUAACUUAAUUUAUGUUACACUUUAUGGCAUGUUCAUAUCUGCGCAGCUAAUUGGGAAACUCCCACGUCUGAGGUUUGCAUGUAAAAUUGUUAAUGGUCAUGAUAAAAUAUUAAAGAUUGCCCAAGGACAAAUUGAUUAAUUUUGAUUAAAUUUGAAUGAAGAUUGGAUAAGAAAUUAGGAAAUGUUUGCCAAUCCUAGUAAAUUACAUGCGUCAUUAGACCAUUGUACAAUUUAUGCCCAGUACAUAACCUGACGGAUUAUCCAGUCUCUUAGUGCCCCCCAGUUUACAUGUUAUCAAUUAUUUAUUAUAUACAAUAUAUCUACUUACUUACUUUACAGAAUUCAAGUGUUAUGAUUACCUCAUUAUAUCUGGAGGUUCAUCAAAAAAAUUCUGUGGGAACACCACUCCGGCGCCAUUUGUACUUGGCCUGAAUGUCGUCACAUUGAAAAUGGUAACAGAUGGUAGUAUUGAACAAAGCGGUUUUGAUCUCAGCUUCACCACCGUUCAGAGUAAGCAAUAUUUUCGGUGUCUUCAGGGGCGACAGAGGGAAAUAAGGCGGCAGAAGACUUGUCUUAAACCGGGAGGGAGGGCGCCAGACAAAUCCCAGCUCCCAUAUUAAAGUCACCCUUGACUGUUGAUAUAUUGAGGUGGCCGAAAUUGCAGAGAAAAAUGGUUAUGUCUCUGAGCAUUAAUUACAUGACAUUGAGGGCUCAGUCAAGAAUUCCCGGCGCUUUUGUUUUGCUUUAUUCUGACUCAUUUGUGGUGACCUGUGUUGUAAAAAUUACCCAAAAGCUAAUGAGUAAAAAUUUCCUCCCUUAAUUUAAAACUAAUUAUUAUAAAUCAAAUUUUAAUUCCUUCAAAAGUAGUUGCCGAAUAUUACGUUUGGCUUAGGUGAUAAAAAGAUUGGACUACAACAGUAUAAGCAUGUACCUAAGCGACAUUAAAAAGACAAGUCUUAUAAUUGAAUUGCGUUGAAUUUGUUAUUUAAGUUAAUUGAAGUAGGGAAAUUUCUGUGUAGUUGCAUGACCAGUUAUAACACUCGACAGACAUUCAACUUCAAAGCAAUUUUCUUCUGAAAAUUCCAGAUAUGGCGAGUUUGAAAAAAAAAAAGUAUACACAGAAGUAACGCGAAUUGCUUUCUUCAAAAUGUUUCUCGUUACCUUAAAAAAGUAAGAAUUAAUCGAAAGUAAUUGGUGAUUAUUACAACAUUGGUGGUAAAAUAGGGCUCAAAUUGUAAGUUUAAAUAGAUUUUUAAUUGUGCUUGACUCAAGCAAUAUUUCUUGUGGGCGUACAACCUUUUCUUGGUCUCGAAACUCUAUGAGUAAAUCUGGAACUUUGCCGACUAUUUCUUUAAAUAAUUUAGCAGUUUUCCUCAUUCAUUUUUAGUACACGUCAGCAUGUAUAGACCCAUUGCACAUGACGUCACAGCGCCGGUGAUGAUGCAUCUGGAGGACAAAUUAGCAAUCUAUGCAUAAUAUAACUUUUGCAAACAAAGCAAAUUUUGUAAAACUUUAUGAUAAUUUUGUAUUAGAAUGGUUAAUUUUUCGCUGUAUGUGGUUUUUGUACCCGAACAGAUAUUGUUAGGGAGCAUCUGGAGGACACUCUAAGAAUUUGUGACGUCAGUGCAAUGGGUCUAUAUUCUGCCAUGUUCACUAGGGCUAGUUGAGCGAAGGUCGAAUAUCUGUAGUGAUUUCUUCAACCGUUUGUAAAAAAAUGCUUGAAAAGCUAUAAAACUAGUACUAGUAUGGAUAUCGAACACAAUUAACGAAAAGAAACUUUGACUUAUAUCACAAAUUGGUAUGCCAAAGAUCGAUUCCAGUUUUUUGCUACAUCCUGUGUAAAUAGAAUAUUCCUAUCUUUAUUUUUUCUAGCAACUGGUUUACCCCCAGCAGUGAGUGUGUGUCCGACCAGAUCAAUCACCCCCAGUGCUAUUGGUCGUGUCCAUUCCCCUGGAUUCGCUGAUAAUUAUGGUGCCAAUCUGAAUUGUAAGCUUACCCUGGAUGUGCCUUCAAAAAAGGCAGUUGAAAUUUCCUACAACUUUUACCAUAUUGGACGUAAGUAG